UAUGUAUUCAAAUUCACACUCAAAAUUCUCCAUUUGUUACCGGCGAACAUAAACCAUAGGGUUUAAGAAUUAAGAGCCGAAAUUGCAGCAAAAUCAAGAUGAUUAUUCCUGUCCGUUGCUUCACUUGCGGGAAGGUUAUCGGAAACAAAUGGGAUAUGUACCUCGAUCUGCUCCAGGCAGACUACAGUGAGGGAGAUGCCCUUGAUUCCUUGCUAUUGGUUCGCUACUGCUGCCGAAGGAUGUUGAUGACACACGUCGAUCUGAUCGAGAAGCUCCUGAACUAUAACACUCUGGAGAAAUCCGAAGGCAGUUGAUGCAACAUCCGAGUGAGUCUUAGGUGGGAGAUGAGGGGGAAGUAUGUGCACUUUUUCUGAAACUUGAUGAAAAUAGUUUUCUAUGAACUAUUAGCCACUAUGUAAGAUGAGACAACAAGGUAGUAUCGUUGAUACUUCUAAACAAUGCUAAUUAUACUGUAGAAUUUAAUUAGUUAGUACCAUGUGUUCAUCGAAGAAGUCAUUGAAGGUUUUUGUUCCA
Salvia hispanica is the source of this 534-nucleotide messenger RNA. Its product is annotated as DNA-directed RNA polymerases II, IV and V subunit 10. The record is from RefSeq and is a predicted model, not a curated record. NCBI's taxonomy places the organism in Eukaryota, Viridiplantae, Streptophyta, Magnoliopsida, Lamiales, Lamiaceae. Gene Ontology annotation, biological process: transcription by RNA polymerase I; transcription by RNA polymerase II; tRNA transcription by RNA polymerase III. Gene Ontology annotation, cellular component: RNA polymerase I complex; RNA polymerase III complex; RNA polymerase II, core complex. Gene Ontology annotation, molecular function: zinc ion binding; DNA binding.